This is a messenger RNA of Fonsecaea erecta, 939 nucleotides long. RefSeq lists its product as hypothetical. The record is from RefSeq and is a predicted model, not a curated record. Bases 1 to 939 code for a protein of 312 amino acids. Lineage: Eukaryota; Fungi; Ascomycota; Eurotiomycetes; Chaetothyriales; Herpotrichiellaceae. The transcript has 2 exons.
AUGAGUGCGAUUCAGGACACCGAGACCAACGAGCCCAUCCAGGUCCUCAUCACCAUGCACGAUGGAAUGGACCUCCUUGACUUUGCCGGCCCGCUCGAAGUUCUCACCCACGCCCAAUAUAACCCCAAUGACCCAGCCCGCCGUCACACGACCGCCUUUUCUCUACAAGAUGAAGACCCCACUGACAUGGCGAGCAACACCUCAGAAAGCAAAGCCUUCGAUGUCACCUUCGCCGCCGCGCAGGAACACGUCCUGACCGCCCAAGGUGUCACCUUGACCGCACACGUCUCGUUCAAGGAAGCGCACAAACGCCUCAAGGAAUUCGACGUGCUCGUCGUGCCUGGCGGCAAGGACAAAUGCAUGCAGGUGCUCAAGGACAAGGCUGAGCCCACCUCGAUCAUAAAGGCCUUCGCCGACGCCCAAACCUCCGAUCCGGGGCGGGAGCGGACCGUGCUGGCCGUGGACACGGCGGCACUCUUCCUGGCGAGCCAGGGACUCCUGCAGGGCCUGGCCGCCACCACACACCCGGACUUCUACAUCAAGCUGGAGAAAGAGUGCCAGGACGCCGCGGCGCGCGACAUGGGCGAACGCACCGACGUCAUGGAAGAGCGCUACGUGGUCAACAACGCCCGCUUCGACCUGGGCGAGAACCUGGACGAAAACCCCUACGUGUUCAAGAAGAACCGCAAGGGCAGCACCGCCCGCAAGGGCUCCCUGGCCCGCCGGGAGAGCAACCUGAAACACGAGAACCUGGUGCGCCGCCAGAGCAUGAAGCUUGGUGGCAUGCGCGUCAUCACCAGCGGCGGCACUGUGAGCGGCAUCGACGCGAGCUUGUAUCUCGUGAGUGCCCUCGUGAGCCACGAGACGGCGCAAGAGGUCGCUCGGGUGAUGGGAUACGACUGGGUCAAGGGCGUCGUCGUGGACGCUAUCGAUGUCUAG